GAAUGCUCAGUCUUUCUCGUUCCCUAGGCCGAGUAACCGCGUCUGGAUUUUGUUUACAUUUUUAACCCGCGGCCCAUCACCGGGUCCAAGGGUUCAAUUAAAUUUAUACGCAAAAAAACGAUAAAUAGUAAAUUAAAAAAAAAAUUGAGGAUGGACGGUGAAUAAUUGAAAGUUGAGGUCAUAAAUGAAAUUUAAAAAACUUAAGUAAAAAAUGAUUCGACUGAAAUCAUUGUUGAUUAUUGCCGCUGCGAUUCUUAUGCCAUUAGUCGACGCCGUCCAUCGUGACAGACUCCGCGGAGAAAACCAUAAUAGCACCGCUGAUAAUAAUUAUAGCUUGAAAAAUAAUAACGAUAAUAAUCGUAAUCAUAAUGAUAACAACAAGGUGUCCAAGAGAGCUAAGCCGCUUGAUCCGGAAGACGACUAUUAUUAUUAUGAUGACGUAGACGAGAGGAAUAAUCCGACAAACGAAGCGCCUGUUGUCCCGCCAGGGUUUUUAAGUCCUUCUGUCAGAGAGUAUCUUGAUCUCGGUAAAUCUAUUCCAGGUAGACCCGGAACGGACUUUCCAGUCUUAGGAAAAGUUCCUUACACAAACUUCUACUGUGACGACCAGGAGUACCCUGGAUUUUUCGCGGAUGUGGAAACACGCUGUCAGGCCUGGCACUACUGCGACAUUGACGGCCGACAGGCAACAUUUUUGUGUCCCAAUGGGACUCAAUUCAGUCAAGCAGUGCUGGUCUGCGACUGGUGGUUCAACGUCAGGUGCGAGCUGAGUCCCAAACUGUACGCAAUUAACGGGAGACUCUACCAGAGGCCCACUGAGAGUCCCACGCGGCCUCACCGACUCAUCACCAAGGAGCUUUUGGAGAACAUAUUCGCCAAGAAGUGAAAGUUAGAUUUUCUCACCAAGAAGCUUAAGUUCGACUUUCUUACAUUAAAAACAAACUAAUUUAAUAUUUCUUGUACUCGCCUUUUUUCAAACUCCAAUUGGAACCUCUCAGAUUUUCUUUGAGUUAAGAAAAAAUAAAACGUAACUAUUUUUGUUCACCGUCGUAUUUUUCUUGUGAGAGAGACGUCGGAAGAGAAGAAUAGCAGGUACAUACCCUGACUACACGAGUACGCUGAAAAUUUCCGAUAGGUGUUUAAAUAUAUAGAUAGACAUAAGUAGGGGAACGGUUGGAUGUUUUUAUUUUUUUUUUUUUUUAUGAGAAACUAAGUCCGAUGGAAUUUUAGCGAAGCCGUAAGCGACAGCCAUUGAGACGCUCGGAGAAAUGCUUUUGCGACGAAGAGAAAAUAUAAAGGAUAAAAGAAAGUUAUCAACAGAACAAACUAACAAAUUAAAAUAAAAAAAGCCAAUGUAUUUUGUCUUAUUAAGAGGGAUUCAAAAAUUUUUAAAGAAUGUUGAGAAUACAACGAAAAAAUUUAGUUUUAAUAACAAAAAAAAAUUAUAAUAUUUAUUAUUGAUGUUAAAGUUAGAAUAUUUAUGCAACAGAGUAAUUGUUAAUCAAAAAAUUUUAAAAUAGAUUGAAACUUUAAUAAUUUUUUUACGACGGUAACUUAAAGUGAUUGUCUAAUAAAAAUGCUGUUCUCAUUUUAAGUUAUGAAUACAAUUGCACAAACAAAAAUAAAUAAAGUUCAAAAUGUCUUGGGGAUAUAAUUCCAAAUUAAAAAGCUAGUUGA
Molecule: messenger RNA, 1677 nt
Organism: Cotesia glomerata
Lineage: Eukaryota; Metazoa; Arthropoda; Insecta; Hymenoptera; Braconidae
Exons: 3
Coding region: 212-886 (224 amino acids)
Cellular component (GO): extracellular region
Molecular function (GO): chitin binding
Source: RefSeq, a predicted model, not a curated record